Molecule: messenger RNA, 890 nt
Organism: Acaromyces ingoldii
Lineage: Eukaryota; Fungi; Basidiomycota; Exobasidiomycetes; Exobasidiales; Cryptobasidiaceae
Product: glyoxalase/bleomycin resistance protein/dioxygenase
Exons: 2
Coding region: 79-522 (147 amino acids)
Source: RefSeq, a predicted model, not a curated record
AGAUCAAGCAAGUGAAAGUUGCGUGUGCGCACGGUUGUCCAUUCCGCAACAGUGCCUGGUAGGGUUGGUUUAUCAACGAUGGCCUCUCGAGCGGCAGGUGCGGCGGCAACGACGGCGGCCAUCUCGAUCAGCAGGCUGGACCACGUCGUGCUGACGUGCGCCAGCGUGCCGCGCACCGUCGACUUCUACACGCGCGUCCUGGGCAUGCGCGCCGUCACAUUCUCGAGCAACCCACCACGGCAGGCGCUCGCCUUUGGCCAGCAAAAGAUCAACCUGCACCAGGCUGGACAGGAAUUUGAGCCAAAGGCCACACACCCCAAGCCCGGCUCGCAGGACAUCUGCCUGCUGCUCGAGAGUGGCCAGACUAUCGAUGCGUGCAGGCGCCACCUCGCGGCGUGUGGCGUCGACGUCGAGGAGGGCCCCGUCGAGCGGACGGGGGCGCUGGGCAAGAUCCUGAGCGUCUAUGUGCGCGAUCCGGACGGCAACCUCAUCGAGCUCUCGAGCUACGACGAGGCAAAGUGAUCUUACCAGAACGCCGUUCUGGGCCACUCUAUCUAUUAUCAAAGCGAGACUGUACUAAGCUAUACUUGUGCUAUAUCACGGUUCUCCUCACGCCGCGCGAUCGAAGCCCUUGUCGAGCUGGUCCUGGGCGGCGUCAAAGGCCUCGUCGAGGAUGGUGUUGAUGACAUCGGGCAGCUGCAGCGUCAUGGCGUGGCCCGCAUCGGGCACCUGGUGCAGCUUUGCGCGCUGCAUGUGCUUGGCCAGGUGCACCGAGUUGUGCGGAUUGACGAGGUUGUCGUCGUCGCCUGUGGCGAUUGUCACCUGGGGAAUCGCCGCGUCGAUCUCGCGCAGCUCGGCGGCGCGCACACGAUGGGUCAAGGCCGCGCGGA